AUGUCCAAACUCUUGUUCAACGAUGUCAUGGCACUGGCUCUGCUGCCAACGCCCUCAAACCAUACGGCAUUGACAGGCGGCAUAGCCAAGCGUUAUAUGAGUCUAUGCCCAGCUUGGGUCCCUGGCUCCGAGCUCGUUGGCGGAAGAGGCCGCGGGUCCAAGGCAGAUCCUCGAGCUGCUUAUGGAGGGCAUGUUUACUGUCAGGCGCCGCUAGCCGCAAGCCGAGCUGUAAAGGAAGAGGAACCUGAGGAAUCCGGGACGCAGUCAGGAGGUUUCGGGCUUCAUGCCAUUCAGGGUGUUUUCUCGGCCGCCGCCAAGUCAGACAGGCCUUUCAUAUAUGAGGUCUCGGUCCUAUCGACUAGUAGGACAUUUUGCUCUCGUCUGGUGACUGUGCGGCAACCGAAGGAGACGAGCAAACGCGAUCACUAUGAGGACAAUUUCUUGCUCCAAGAUGCAGAAGGGCCCCUUGGUGACGUGUGUUUUAGUUGCAUAUGCACCUUCAAACGGCCAGAAGAAGCCCGGAUCGUCUCGCAAGAAGAGCCACCACAGAAGCGCUUUGCCGAAAUCUUGUCAACCAAGGCACCGCAAGAUUGGCCGUUUGCUCCGGCAGUCGACGUGGAAGAAAUCAAAGCCAUGUUUCCGAAUGUCGGUCAGACGACGUUUCCCAUCGUUGACAUGCACAAAGUCGACUUGACUGCUUACAAUGAAGGGAAGCCGGUUACGGAGAGGAGAGAACUCCUCUUAUAUCGACUCAAAAGCCCACUCUCAACAGAAGAUCCCAAUUCGUAUGUUGCCGUCCACGCGUUUGAGUCAGAUCGCAACGGAUUGUUGAUGAUAGGCAACCAUGUUGGCCUCGGAUGGAGUCUGGGCACAGCGGCCAGCUUGACAUACAAAUUCGUCGUCCACGUCAAUGCCGACCAAGCCGUUAUGAGAGAUGGUGGCUGGUGGAUUCAGGAGGCGUCAUUUCCUCGGACCGGCCAGGGGCGAGGGACACUGAUCUGUAAGAUGUGGAGUCCUGAAGGUAUACAUGUCGCCACUGGGUAUCAAGACGGUAUUCUUCGAGAGCGGAGAUCAGAUGGCGACAAGAUUAGUGAAAAGCUAUGA
Molecule: messenger RNA, 1104 nt
Organism: Colletotrichum orchidophilum
Lineage: Eukaryota; Fungi; Ascomycota; Sordariomycetes; Glomerellales; Glomerellaceae
Product: acyl-CoA thioesterase II
Exons: 2
Coding region: 1-1104 (367 amino acids)
Biological process (GO): fatty acid catabolic process; acyl-CoA metabolic process
Cellular component (GO): peroxisomal matrix
Molecular function (GO): fatty acyl-CoA hydrolase activity
Source: RefSeq, a predicted model, not a curated record